Messenger RNA from Mercurialis annua (annual mercury), 1136 nucleotides. RefSeq lists its product as uncharacterized. Bases 35 to 1000 code for a protein of 321 amino acids. The record is from RefSeq and is a predicted model, not a curated record. Gene Ontology annotation, molecular function: holo-[acyl-carrier-protein] synthase activity; magnesium ion binding. Gene Ontology annotation, cellular component: cytosol. Lineage: Eukaryota; Viridiplantae; Streptophyta; Magnoliopsida; Malpighiales; Euphorbiaceae. The transcript is spliced from 5 exons.
UUGCCGGCUCUUUUCUGGUCUAUCAUUAUUUGCAAUGAAUAAGCUAAGCUCUACAAGCUUUCUUGUGAUGGAGGAAGGAGUAGUAAGGUGGAUAGUGGACAUAAGAAAGUGGGACCCAUCUCCCUCUGAAUUCUCUUUGGCACUCUCUCUUCUUCCUCAACACCAUCACCCCUCCAUUUCCAGAUUUGUGAAGAUGGAUGAUCGAAAACGGGCACUUAUGAGCCGCUUGCUUCAGUAUGCUCUUAUACAUGAAGUAUUGGGAAUUCCAUAUCAUGAAAUUCUCAUAAAGCAAACGGGGGAAGGCAAACCCUAUCUAGAAUAUUCCGAAGUAUACUCAAAAUUUCCGAACUUCAAUUUCAACGUAUCUCAUCAUGGUGAUUUUGUAGCAAUCGCAUCUGAACCUGUAUGCAUUGUGGGAGUGGAUGUUGUUUGUUGUUCCAAACCUGACAACGAGACAGUUACAGAAUUUAUUCGAAGCUUUGCUUCAUACUUUUCAAGUUUCGAAUGGAAUAACAUAAUCAAUGCCGGCACAAGUGAUGAAAUAUUGGCCGAGUUUUACAGAUAUUGGUGUCUUAAAGAAGCAUAUGUGAAAGCUAGAGGGAGUGGACUGGUGAAUGGAUUGAACGAAGUAGAGUUUCAUCAUACGAACUGGACAAACAUAUUUGUUAAAAUCGACGGGAAGUUCAUGACACAAUGGAGGUUUUGGCUUUUUGAGCUGCAAAAUAAACAUAUGGCAUCUGUUGCCAGAGGUCAUCCAAUGAAUGCUGUUGAAAGUUACAAGAGAACAAUAAGGCAAUUAGAAUUUGAUGAAGCGGAGUACGAUAUGGGACUAUAUCUUCCAAGCGUUAGAUUUGCUGAACGAACUGUAGAACAACUCAUCCAAGUUUCACAUGCUGCAAAUAUUACACUCAAGCAAACGAACCAAUCACCUGGAAAAUCAGAACAGAUAACCAGUACAGGAGAGCUAUCAACGUCAUUUUUGCAAGUGCAAGAAAAGUAGCAAUUCAAUAUUUUUUAGCAUCAUUCCCGUCCUGUCCUUUUGAUCAAUUUGUAUGGGUGUAGUCUCAUUCAGUUAAAAUGAUUAUAAAGAAUUAGUUUGCAUGUGAAUGAGUUGAGAACUUUGAUUUCAGCUUUUA